This is a messenger RNA of Symbiodinium sp. CCMP2592, 315 nucleotides long. Lineage: Eukaryota; Dinophyceae; Suessiales; Symbiodiniaceae. The record is from the annotation of a GenBank genome assembly.
AUGCGUCGUCUGCUCUUCGCGGCCUUCUGCUUCUCUGCGCGAGCCGUCGAGGCAGAGGAGACAAAGCAGCCAACGGCACAAGACGCUGAAGAGUUUCAGCAGGCUCCGUCGCUGUUGCAGGACUUCCUGGACUUCGACCUUAACAAGGAUAAGCAAAUCGAUGCACAAGAAGUGCGCACGCAGUUCAAGGGAGAGCUAGAUCCGAAAGAACUUCACCAGUUCUUCAUCGACGUCGACCAGGACCUUUCUGGAACAAUCUCACUCCAGGAGUACAUCUCCUACGCAAGCUCGCUGCACUCAGACCCGCCGGCCUAA